AUGUGGAAAGUGGAUGAAGUCGAGGAAGAUGGCGUAGUUUCUGACAGUGUCAGAGGUAUGGUACUUGAUGGUGUUGAUGAAGACAGUGGUGUUUCUGAGGUUGUCUGUGAUGAUGAUGUAAAAAUUGGUGAACUGAAAGUGGUUUCAGACGAUGUUGUGGGUAGCUCUGAUGUCAGGGUUAGAGUGCUUGACAACGAGGGUGACACUAUAUUAGUGUCUGAUGACGGGGCGGACAUGAUAGAAGACUGUGUCGGGGAAGUUGAAGAAAUGAAUGUGCUUGUAGAAGAUGUAAUAGAAGAUGGUGUAGAAGAUGGUGGUGUAGAUGAGGACAUCAACGAGGAUGUAAAUGAAAAAAUGGAUGUCAGUGUUAUGGAAGAAGAAGUGGUAGCAGACGAAGACAUCUCAGGACUAUUUUGGGACGAAGAGGGAGUGGAUAUUAUUGUUUGGUCAGUAGACGACGUCGCCAAAGACGACGACGCAAAAGUUGGUGUCAGGGAACUCAAUGUUGCUUCAGAUCGUGUUUCAGACACUGACGUGGACACGGGUGUUGUGGUGGAGUUGGCUAAGUCAGUCUCGGCUCGUUUGAUCUGGUACUGA
This is a messenger RNA of Lizanozyma spartinae, 597 nucleotides long. RefSeq lists its product as uncharacterized. The transcript has 2 exons. NCBI's taxonomy places the organism in Eukaryota, Fungi, Ascomycota, Pichiomycetes, Serinales, Debaryomycetaceae. The coding region runs from base 1 to 597 and encodes 198 amino acids. The record is from RefSeq and is a predicted model, not a curated record.